AUGAGGGAGGUGCUAGGCCGGCUUCUCGGCCGCUUACCGAAAUAUGAGGACGUUCCACUAAUUUUGAGUGGCCUGGAGUUUGAGGGUCUACUUGCUGACCCUGGAGAAAAUAUGAGAAUACUCAGGGACGCUGAAGACUCUUUUCGGCUGUUGUACUCGAUGGCGGAGAACUUCCUGACUGCGAUAAGGAGGCCGAGGAGAGAGUGA
This is a messenger RNA of Macrosiphum euphorbiae (potato aphid), 207 nucleotides long. The record is from the annotation of a GenBank genome assembly. Lineage: Eukaryota; Metazoa; Arthropoda; Insecta; Hemiptera; Aphididae.